Molecule: messenger RNA, 687 nt
Organism: Echinostoma caproni
Lineage: Eukaryota; Metazoa; Platyhelminthes; Trematoda; Plagiorchiida; Echinostomatidae
Source: the annotation of a GenBank genome assembly
AUGGGCACUAAACUCUCUUGGACUCCAGUAACUAAUGAGAUUGCAGUCAAUCAGUACACAAAGCGUGAGUACGCUCAUAUUAUUGUCUUCCGAAUAGAUACUUCCGGUCGUAUUCCUUGUCCUGAACACGCUUGGAAACCCCGCCUGGCGGCCAAAGCCACUUUUGCCGAGGAGGACAUGCUGGCCAGGCGGUACAUUUGGCGCUGUUGUUCUCGACGGAACAAGCAGAUGCAAUCGGCAAUGCGUCAGCUGCGUGCUGCCGGUUACCGAGCACCGAAUCCAUUCAAUAGGGAAUACGAACUGAUCACAAUCGGCGACUAUUCACCAGAUGCACGACAUAAGCACCUGGGUGAAUUGUUCGGUGCUCCUCAGAAAGACAAACUCUGUGUGUUCCGGUACGCCACAUGGCAGUUCUGGAAAUCGAAAUUCUACGAAUGGCAUCACUUGUGGAUCGAACGAAUGAGACGUAAAACAGAAGAGUUGUCCAUCGAUCCGGAACCGGCACAACCAACAAUGGCGAUCGAAGAAGGUGAGGCAAACCCGGCCCAGAGUUCGGUCCUCGUAUCCGAUUCCGUCAAACAGGACGGCCCAAGCUCCACAGUACCAUUGCCUAGGGAUUUUGUACCGGGCACAGUGAUACAGGUAAACUGUUUUUCAUUUUUGAUUGUGUUGUCCACGGUGCUUUAG